Messenger RNA from Chenopodium quinoa (quinoa), 900 nucleotides. RefSeq names its product protein FAR-RED ELONGATED HYPOCOTYL 3-like. Gene Ontology annotation, molecular function: zinc ion binding. The coding region runs from base 1 to 900 and encodes 299 amino acids. Gene Ontology annotation, biological process: regulation of DNA-templated transcription. The record is from RefSeq and is a predicted model, not a curated record. Lineage: Eukaryota; Viridiplantae; Streptophyta; Magnoliopsida; Caryophyllales; Amaranthaceae. The transcript is spliced from 2 exons.
AUGACGCAGAGAGUGGAGAGUACAAACAGCUUUUUCGAUGGCUUUGUAAAUCAAAAAACCAAGUUGUUUGAGUUCCCAAGGCAAUACACCCGAGCUAUGAUGAAGCACGUGAAAGACGAGGUGGAUGUUGAUGAUAACUGCUCAAAAUACCUUAGAAGGUUGAUGAGUGGUUUUAAGUUGGAGAAGGUGGUUCAAAGGCUGUACACUGACACAAAAUUUCAAGAGGAUCGGGUGUGGAUUGUUCCACUGGGGCAUAGUCAUGAGGAAAUAACUGAUAGGAGGAGGUUUUAUCGCGUUACCUUUGACACUAUUACGAAAGAAGAGUGUGACUGUCGUAAGUUUGAGACAUUUGGCAUAAUGUGUAAGCACAGUAUGCGCAUUCUUGAUCAGAAUCUGGUUUUUGAGAUCCCUGAGAAAUAUAUCCUCACUCAAUGGCACAAGGACGUUAUGCCUAGGCACACGAGGGUUAAAGUACCCUAUCAUGACCCCUCACUUUCGGUGACAAUUAAGAGGUGUAACAAGAUGCUUAAUGCUUUUGAGCCAUUUUCUGAAGUGGCUUCGACAGCUGAUGAUGCAGCUAUUCAGGUUGUUCUACAGGGUAUUGCUAAAUUGAAGGCUCAAGUCCAGAAGCUUAAACAGAAGAAAGAUGAACUCAAUCCACUUCCAGAAGUUGUUGCCUUCCCUAGUGGGCCUGGUCCUUCCCAACCCAAGUCAGUAGAUGUAGUUGUGACUAUGUCUUCUGUACAUAAUUUAGUUAAUGAUGAAGUUAUGUAUUACGAUGACCCCGCUGUAGGGGAGGGUGAUGGUGAUGGGGGGGGGGUCAGUACUUGUUGGAUGUUAAUGAACAACCAACAGUUGAUAUCUCAGCUAAUGAUGAUGCAAACAAACUUAGAGAUCUAG